This is a messenger RNA of Melospiza melodia melodia, 1662 nucleotides long. RefSeq names its product CDC42 effector protein 2 (gene CDC42EP2). NCBI's taxonomy places the organism in Eukaryota, Metazoa, Chordata, Aves, Passeriformes, Passerellidae. Gene Ontology annotation, biological process: regulation of cell shape; positive regulation of actin filament polymerization; positive regulation of pseudopodium assembly. Gene Ontology annotation, molecular function: small GTPase binding. Gene Ontology annotation, cellular component: cytoplasm; membrane. The record is from RefSeq and is a predicted model, not a curated record.
CGAAAUUUCUGGUUUUCACUUCAGCUGGGCGGGGCGGGGCCGGGCAGAGAGCGGAUCAGGGUGAGAAAAAUCCCUUUUGGGUUAAAAACGCCUCUUUCCAGCACUCUGCUCUGCUGCCCUGCACGGCUCCUCCCUGAGCCCCAAACCCUGCGUUUCCCCGCGCCCGGAUUCCAUCGUUUGGGCACCGGGGGCAGAGCCGGGGUUCGGUUCUGAGGGGCCAGAGCUGAGGUUCCUCCUCUCCCCGUUCCUCCCCAGGCUCCCCUGAGCCGCCAUGACCGCCAAGGCGCCCAUCUACCUGAAGCGGGGCAGCCGCAAGGGCAAGAAGGAGAAGCUGCGGGACAUCCUCUCGUCAGACAUGAUCAGCCCGCCGCUGGGCGACUUCCGCCACACCAUCCACGUGGGCAGCGGCGGCCAGGGCGACACCUUCGGGGACAUCUCCUUCCUGCAGGGCAAGUUCCACCUGCUGCCGCGCGGCGCCGGCGACCGCGGCGAGGCGGCGCCGGCGCCGUUCGAGUUCUCGCGCACGGCCACCAUGUCGGGCGGCGAGGCCGCGGCGCCGUCGCCGCUGCUCAAAAACGCCAUCUCGCUGCCCGUGCUCGGCGCCGCCCAGGCCCUGACCCUGCCCGCGGCGCAGGCGCCGCCGAAACCGCCGCGGCUGCACCUGGACGAGGCCGCGGCGUCGCCGGCGUCGCCGUCAUCACCAUCACCGUCGUCGCCGCGUCCCCCGAGCGGCCGCAACGGCGAGGCCGAGCCCUUCCUGUCGCACGCCGGCUCGCUGCUGUCCCUGCACGUGGACCUGGGGCCGUCCAUCCUGGAGGACGUGCUGCAGGUCAUGGACAGGCACCAGGCCGAGCGCGGCGCCGCCAGCCCGGCCCGAGAUCCUGACGUGAUCCAGGGACGCGCACGGUGAGGGUUCAGCCUCGGGGAGAAGCAGAGAGACCCUCAGAGCUCUCCUCAGUGACCUCCUCCUGACCACGGGAAACGCAACCGUCGGGACCCAAAGUCAUCCCCAGUUUUGGGGUGAAUUCCCAAAGAUUCCGGCCAGGAGGAUUCGGGGGCACAGCGGGGUUUGUUCUGAACCUCCUGAACUGUCGGAACCUCAACUUCUGCUCCGUGCAAUCCUCAGAAAAUCCCACGGAUGGGGAAAUCUCCACCCUGUGGAGAAGCCAAAGCUCCCCGUGAGGAGCCAGGAUACCCAAGGCGCUCCUGAUUUAGGAACUCAAUCCGUGGAGGGGCCAAAAGCCCCUCUGGGGUGAACGGCAGCCACUGGAAAUCCUCGAGGAGAUGCAAAAACAACCAAAAAUCCCCACGUGGGCUGCAGGUGGAUCCUGGAAUCGAGGGAUCCGUCGUGGGUUGCGUGGGUGGGGGCGGAGCUGGAAUGCUGAAUGCUGGGAAUUCCAGCUGGAUUUUGGGGGAAUGUCCCAAAAUAAGGACAAAAACCCCGCUGGAAUCGCUGCUGGUGCCCCACGGGGACAGGGUGGGACUCCUUGCCCGGGCUCCCGUCACCAUCCCAUCCUUUCACCGAUUUCGGGCAGUUUGAGCCCAAAACCAGCCGGGAUCCCCCCCAGGGCCCCUCCUGACCCCGCUGGUGCUGUUCCUCAUUGCCUGACCAGUCUGAUUUAGAUUAUCUGACUAAUGACUCAUUAGAUUCUCGUUAACGAA